Molecule: messenger RNA, 1939 nt
Organism: Oppia nitens
Lineage: Eukaryota; Metazoa; Arthropoda; Arachnida; Sarcoptiformes; Oppiidae
Product: ecdysone receptor-like
Exons: 7
Coding region: 174-1505 (443 amino acids)
Biological process (GO): cell differentiation; ecdysone receptor signaling pathway; positive regulation of transcription by RNA polymerase II
Cellular component (GO): nucleus
Molecular function (GO): RNA polymerase II cis-regulatory region sequence-specific DNA binding; ecdysone binding; nuclear receptor activity
Source: RefSeq, a predicted model, not a curated record
GUUCAUCGUUGGAGUGAACGAACACUAAACACGACUGUCAGACACACUAUUGAUAUCAUAUUUUUGAGUUUUACAUCAAUCCUAAAGACACACAAACCGACUAUCAAUACAAAUAACUACUGUCUGUCAUAUCACCCAAUGUUGGAACCAUUAGUGAAUACCACAAGAAGACAAUGAAUGGAAUAAUAUAUCGGUUGGGACUUAACGACGAUAUCAGAGACAUUAAGUUAGGACCCGCUCUGACCAGAGAUGACAGCCUAUCGCCCGUCUCUCCCGACAACCUUUUCCAUGCCAUCAGAUGCAAAGAAGACAUGAGUCCUCCAAAUAGUGUCAAUGGAUGCUAUAGUGUGGAUAGUUUUGGAGAUCCCAAGAAAAAGAAAGGGCCGGCACCGCGACAACAGGAGGAACUAUGUCUUGUUUGYGGUGAUAGGGCUUCAGGAUAUCACUACAAUGCACUGACAUGUGAAGGAUGUAAAGGUUUCUUUCGAAGAAGUAUAACGAAGAAUGCUGUAUAUCAAUGCAAAUAUGGGAACAGUUGUGAAAUAGAUAUGUAUAUGAGACGAAAAUGCCAAGAAUGUCGACUUAAGAAAUGUCUUAGUGUUGGUAUGAGACCUGAAUGUGUGGUUCCUGAAUAUCAAUGCGCCAUUAAAAGGGAAUCAAAGAGAGCACAAAAAGAUAAGGAUAAACCUAACAGUACUACAAAAGAUGGUAUGAGUCCCGAAAAAAUAGAGGAGAAGCCCAGUAUAUUGACAUCCAAUACGGUUAACAUAAACUCGAAUGUUAUUAAGCCGUUGACCAAUCCUCAGGACGAGAUGAUCAAAAAGCUAGUCUACUUUCAGGAAGAAUUUGAAUCUCCAUCUGAAGAGGACGUUAAGAAAAUUACGCCAUUUCCAUUAGGAGAGAGUGAAUCCGAUAGUUUGAAAAGGUUUCAACACGUGACCGAAAUGACAAUAUUGACGGUACAGCUUAUCGUCGAGUUCUCUAAAAGAGUGCCCGGAUUUGACACACUUUUAAGGGAGGAUCAAAUCACACUUCUAAAGGCCUGUUCAAGUGAAGUGAUGAUGUUGAGGUGUUCCCGCAAAUAUGACAUAAAGACAGACUCGAUAGUGUACGCCAAUAACCAGCCGUACACCCGUGAGAACUACAGGAGUGCCAGUGUCGGCGACUCAGCCGAUGCUUUAUUCAACUUUUGUAGACAGAUGUGUAUUCUUAAAGUAGACAACGCCGAGUACGCACUCCUUACAGCUAUCGUCAUAUUUAGUGAGAGGCCAUCACUGAUGGAACCUAAAAAGGUUGAGAAGAUCCAAGAGUUCUAUAUCGAUACAUUGAGGGCAUACGUUGAUAAUCAUAGACCUCCCGGCAAAUGUUAUUUUGCACGACUGUUAGCCAUACUCACAGAACUGAGGACAUUGGGUAACAUCAACUCCGAGAUGUGCUUCUCAUUAAAAGUCCAAAACAAGAAGUUGCCGCCGUUUUUGGCCGAAAUAUGGGACAUCCAGGAGUAGUGCAAAGUUAUUGUUAUUACCGAACUGUGUUGAGUGCCUAUCCAUUGAAAUCAUUGUCAAAACUCAUUUUAAAAGGACACUCAAAUUGUUUGGCUUUGACCGCAACAGUGAUACUAAGCUUCAAUUGUAUCGACUCAGACACAACACAUACACAUCCCAUACCUUAUGUUAAUUGUUAAUUUAGAUGUCGUGUCGGGUCAUGUCAUUGGUUUGAAACAACAGACUAAGUAUUGAAUGCAUUUUGAAGAUCUCCCGUAACGCACAACAAUCUAAACAUUGCAAGUGCUGGAUAUACCUAUCAAUGACACUGACCACUGAUACGACUCUCAUUUUUAUGUACUUUGCAUUUCGCUUAGCAAUGCUACCGGUGAAACUACCUUUCCAUUCAAUGUUUGAUAUUUAAAAUUAUUAUACUAUUAAUAUUAAUAUUAUUA